This is a messenger RNA of Eruca vesicaria subsp. sativa (arugula), 3575 nucleotides long. Lineage: Eukaryota; Viridiplantae; Streptophyta; Magnoliopsida; Brassicales; Brassicaceae. The record is from the annotation of a GenBank genome assembly.
AGGUCUCUAGCGUGUUGAAGUCAAAAGUAGCCAUUUCUCUCUCUCCCUCUCCCUUCAUCUUCAUUGAUCGUCAACUAGAAAAAAUGGCCAGAACCAGAAAACCCCUUGUUGUAAUCUCUCAGAUUCCUCAAGGGUUUUAUUGAUUUCUUCUGAUUAAAAACACACUUCUUAUUCUUCCCUCUGUACCAAAAAAAAAACAUCAUAAAGCCCUUUUUUUCCCCCUCUGUCCUUGAAAUGCGUGUGUGUGCGGUCGUCACCCUCCUCCUCACAGAGCUACUACUCCUAUGCUUCUUCUUCCACCCCUCGGAAUCUCAGUCCCUCACGUGCCACCCACGUGACCUAACCGCCCUCCGUGACUUCAUAUCAAACCUCAAACCAAAACCAGAAGAUUGGUCCAUCAACAACGACGAUUGCUGCAACUGGUCCGGAAUCACCUGCAACAACAACAACUCCUCUUCAGACAACAACAGAGUCACCAAACUCGAACUCGGGAACAAAAAGCUGUCGGGAAAACUGUCGGAAUCUCUAAACUCCCUAGAUCAGAUCCUAGUCCUAAACCUCUCCCGAAACUUCAUCAAAGACUCGAUCCCUCUCUCUAUAUUCAACCUCACAACUCUCCAAACUCUCGAUCUGAGCUCUAACGAUCUCUCCGGAGAGAUCCCAAACACCAUAAACCUACCUUCCUUACAAACUCUCGACCUCUCCUCAAACAAACUCAACGGCUCUCUCCCUUCUCACCUCUGCCUCAACUCCUCUAAAAUCAGAGUUAUAAAACUCGCCGUCAACUACUUCGCCGGAGAGUUUCCUCCGGGGUUCGGAAACUGUCUCUUCCUUGAGCAUCUCUGUCUCGGAGUUAAUAAUCUCACCGGUAACAUCCCUAAAGACGUAUUUCAUCUCAAGAGGCUAAACCUCUUAGGUGUUCAAGAGAAUCGUCUCUCUGGUCCGUUGAGCUCUGAGUUUAGUAACUUAACCGGUUUGGUUCGUCUCGAUGUUUCCGGGAACCGAUUCUCCGGGGAGAUACCUGAUGUCUUCGAGGAGAUGAGGGAGUUGAAGGAUCUGUUAGCUCAGAGUAAUAGAUUCAGUGGAGAGAUCCCUAAGUCGUUAUCGAAUUCACCGUCUUUGAAUCUGCUUAACUUGAGGAACAACUCGUUAACCGGUUUUUUGGAAUUGAAUUGCACGGCGAUGGUUGGUUUAAACUCUCUUGAUUUAGGUACUAACCGGUUUAACGGUUUGUUACCUGAGAAUUUACCGGUUUGUAAGAGGUUAAAGAACGUUAACCUCGCGCGUAACUCGUUUCAUGGACAAGUCCCCGAGAGUUUCAAGAACUUUCAGAGCUUAUCUUACUUCUCGUUGUCGAAUUCGAGUUUGGUUAACAUCUCAUCGGCGUUGAGGAUACUUCAAAGCUGCAAAAACUUGACGACUCUUGUUCUCACGUUAAAUUUCCAUGGAGAGGCUUUACCUGAUGAUGAUGGCCCUCUCCGGUUUGAGAAGCUUAAGGUUCUUGUUGUUGCUAACUGUAGGCUGACCGGUUCAAUGCCGAGAUGGUUAAGCUUAAGUAAUGAUCUUCAGUUAUUAGAUCUUUCUUGGAACCGGUUAACCGGAGCUAUACCGAGCUGGAUUGGUGAGUUUAAAGAUCUUUUCUACUUGGAUUUGUCUAACAACUCUUUCACAGGAGAGAUCCCAAAGAGCUUAGCUAAGUUACAAAGCCUCACGAGCCGUAACAUCUCGUUAGAUGAGCCAUCUCCUGAUUUUCCUUUCUUCAUGAAGAGGAACGAGAGUGCAAGAGCUUUGCAGUAUAAUCAAAUCGUUGGCUUCCCGCCAACGAUCGAGCUUGGUCACAACAACUUAUCUGGACCUAUUUGGGAGGAGUUUGGUGAUUUAAAGAAGCUUCAUGUCUUUGAUCUUAAGUGGAAUAAGUUGUCUGGUUCUAUCCCUAGCUCGUUGUCUGGUAUGACUAGCUUGGAGGUUCUUGAUCUUUCUAACAACCGUCUCUCCGGUUCGAUACCGAGUUCUUUGCAGAAGCUAACGUUCUUGUCGAAGUUUAGUGUUGCUGGGAACAAUCUCUCUGGGAGGAUACCUUCUGGUGGUCAGUUUCAGACCUUUCCGAACUCGAGUUUCGAGUUUAACGAUCUUUGCGGGGAGCAUAGGCUCCCCUGUUCUGAAGAUGCAGUGAAUGGAACAACGACGUUGAUCAUACAUUCGAGAAGAAGAAGUAAAGGAGCUGAGAUUGGGAUGGCGGUUGGGAUCGCGUUUGGUUCGGUGUUUCUUCUCACUCUUUUAGCUUUGGUCGUGUUGCGUGCGCGGAGACGGUCAGGGGAAGUUGAUCCGGAGAUGGAAGAAGAGAAAGAAAUAGAAGAGAUGGGGUCUAAGCUUGUGGUGCUGUUUCAAGACAACGGUAAAGAUCUCUCGUUCGAUGAUCUUUUGGACUCGACAAACAACUUCGACCAAGCUAACAUCAUAGGCUGCGGCGGGUUCGGUCUGGUUUACAAGGCAAUGUUGCCAGACGGAAGCAAAGUAGCCAUCAAACGGUUAUCAGGAGACUGCGGUCAGAUCGAAAGAGAGUUUAAAGCAGAAGUCGAAACGCUCUCGAGAGCGCAGCAUCCGAAUCUUGUUCUACUCCAAGGGUUUUGCUUCUACAAAACUGAUCGGCUUUUGAUCUACUCUUACAUGGAGAACGGAAGCCUAGACUAUUGGCUACACGAACGCAACGACGGACCAUCUCUACUGAACUGGAGAACACGGCUUAGGAUCGCACAGGGCGCGGCGAGAGGGCUGUUUUACUUGCAUCAAGCUUGUGAUCCUCAUAUUUUACACCGUGAUAUCAAGUCUAGCAACAUUCUUCUUGACGAGAAUUUUGAUUCUCAUUUAGCUGAUUUUGGACUCGCGAGGUUGAUGAGUCCUUACGAGACGCAUGUUAGUACUGAUUUGGUUGGGACUUUGGGUUACAUUCCUCCUGAAUAUGGACAAGCUUCUGUGGCUACUUUCAAAGGUGAUGUGUAUAGUUUCGGAGUUGUGCUUCUUGAGCUUUUGACUGAUAAGAGACCUGUGGAUAUGUGUAAACCGAAGGGUGGCAGGGAUUUGAUCUCGUGGGUUGUGAGGAUGAAGAGUGAGGGUCGAGCUAGUGAGGUUUUUGAUCCGUUUAUUCAUGGUAAAGAGAAUGAAGAGGAGAUGUUUAGGGUUCUUGAGGUUGCUUGUUUAUGUUUAAGUGCAAACCCUAAACAGAGACCAAACACUGAACAGUUAGUCUCUUGGCUUGAUGAUGUUCAGAAGGAUAGAAAAACUUCUAUGCAAGUUUAAUCUUCAGAGAUUACAGUGUGAUACAAUGUGAAUAGUUUCUAGAGAAUAAUUUGUUUCUUUGUUCCAUUUGUGAUUCAGAUUUAUAUAUUUAAGAUACGAGACUGAAACAUUAUACAAUGUCUGAGAAAGCUGAAUACUCUUUUUGUAUAUUUUCAGAGAUUAAAAGUUCUGUAACAGUCAUGUGUUUCAAGCAUUUUGAAUAAGCAAACACACAGUAUUUUUUUUUGUUUGUAUAGUUAUUUUUCUUUAUGAUUUGCUUUAUGGAUCUCAGUUGAUUA